Molecule: messenger RNA, 1797 nt
Organism: Solanum verrucosum
Lineage: Eukaryota; Viridiplantae; Streptophyta; Magnoliopsida; Solanales; Solanaceae
Product: putative pentatricopeptide repeat-containing protein At1g53330
Exons: 1
Coding region: 15-1427 (470 amino acids)
Molecular function (GO): protein binding
Source: RefSeq, a predicted model, not a curated record
UUGGGAAUACGAAAAUGGAGAAAGUGAAAAAGGUAUCAUCUUUCAGUCUCUCCUCUCUGCUUCGCCAGCAAAAAGAUGCUAAAAUCGCCCUUCAGCUCUUCCUUAAUCCUAAUCCCAGCCAUGGAAGCAACAAAACUACUAAACCCUUUCGUUAUUCUCCACUCUGCUAUGAUCUCAUCAUCUGCAAGCUCGGCAGAGCCAAACUCUUUCAAGAAAUGGAAAAAAUCAUCGAUAAAUUAAGACACGACACUCGAGUUUCUCUCAACGAAGUUGUUUUCUGCAAUGUUAUCUCAUUCUAUGGAAGAGCACAUUUACCUGAAAAGGCUCUUCAUAUGUAUAAUGAAAUAUCCUCUUUUCGCUGCUAUAGAAGUAUAAAAUCUGUCAAUAGCUUGUUAAAUGCACUUUUAGCUUGUAAAGAAUACAGCAAGAUUCGUGAAAUGUUAAACAACUUUGAAAAUUACGCAACCCCAGAUGUUUGUACGUUUAAUAUACUGAUGAAUGCGAGUUGUUUGUGUGGUGAUUUGGAUAGUGCACGGGAGGUGUUUGAUGAAAUGCGUAAGAGAGGAAUUCAGCCAAAUGUGGUGACUUUCGGGACGUUGAUUAAUGGGCUUUGCAUGAAUCGAGAGUUAGACGAGGCGUUUAGGAUGAAAAAGAUUAUGGAGAGAGAUUUUAAGUUGAAGCCUAAUGCUUUCGUGUAUGUUGCGUUGAUUAAAGGACUUUGUAAGGUUGAUGAUUUGAAUGCAGCAGUUAAGAUGAAGGAGGAGAUGUUGAGAAAGAAAGUGGAAUUGGAUUCAGCUGUGUAUUCUACUUUGAUUAGUGCGUAUUUUAGGAUUGGUCGAAGGGAUGAAGUUUAUGGUUUGUUGACAGAGAUGGAAAAGAAUGGAUGCAAAUGUGAUACAGUUACUUUCAAUGCAUUAAUGCAUGGUUAUUGUCAGGAGAAAGACUUUGAUUCUGCAUUUAACGUUCUGGAUGAGAUGGAAGGGAAGGGGUGUAAACCUGAUGUAAUUAGUUGCAAUGUGAUAAUUCGGGGCCUUUGUGAUGACGGGAAAUUAAGAGAAGCUAGUGAACUCUUGGAUGAUAUGCCAAGACGAAGGUGUAAACCCGAUGUGGUUAGUUAUAGGAUAUAUCUUGACGGGCUCUGUAAAGCGAAGAAGUUUAAGGAAGCUGCAGUUAUUUUACAUGAGAUGGUUUUCAAAGGAUAUAUUCCCCGUGAUACAAGUUUGUGUAAGUUAUUCGACGGGCUAAUUCAAGAAGGAGAUAGAGAAUCAUUACUGAGAGCUCUGGAUAACAUGGCCUCUGUAAAUUGUAUUAGUAAAGAAGUGUGGGAAAUGGUCAUUUCCAUGAUGUGCCAACAAGAUAACUUGUCUAGUGCAUCUGCUCUUGUAGGAAUGCUAACGAAGGAUGGAGUAAACAAAUUCUCCUUGUAAUGGUUAAACACACCUUCUAGAUGUGCUCACAUACUUAACUCCCAAGUUCAUUGGUCAGUCUGGUUCAAAUCACGGAUUUCUUGCAGACAAAAUCCUCGACAGGACUUCAAAUGUGCGGAUUUGCUGAUCUAUGAGUGACACCCCUAAGGUACUCAGGGUCCAAACAUCUUUGACUUAUAACAAUGCUUAAGCUUACUUUUUUCACUCAUAAACAUGUUGUCUGCCUUCCUUCUCUCCAUAAAUUUGUAUCAUGUCUGUAAGGUAUUUUUAGAAUGUACUCUCACCGGCUGCGGAACUUGUUUCUAUAUUUUUAGCCCAUAUCUCGAUAGAGAAGGCUGUAAUGGUCUCUGUUAAAUAAGCUUUUCUGGUC